Molecule: messenger RNA, 6590 nt
Organism: Branchiostoma floridae (Florida lancelet)
Lineage: Eukaryota; Metazoa; Chordata; Leptocardii; Amphioxiformes; Branchiostomatidae
Product: pleckstrin homology domain-containing family H member 1-like
Exons: 32
Coding region: 552-5015 (1487 amino acids)
Cellular component (GO): cytoskeleton
Source: RefSeq, a predicted model, not a curated record
GGUUACGCAUGGGCAGAAAGUUUGAAAAGGCGCCAUCUUGGAAUGUGCAGACGGGGGCGGUACUGCAGGCUCUGUGGGCAGUGUGAGUCACUGCCGCACAGACGAGGAACGAUCGGUCGCCGACUAGCAGUACAGCAGUCGUACCAACACACCACACCCUUUGUCGGUCUCCUGUCGAGUGCUCCCGUCUGCUAGAGACAAGCUAAGAUUCCUUCCAGCCUUUCGGCAUCCUCGACCACGGGCCUGUCGAUCUUCGAGCCCGAGUUCGGACUUGCCUUGUUCCUGCGAAGUUCUGCCCAGACCAGACGGUCGCGUCGCGGCGAUCGCCCGGUUUGUAAACGUUUGCAGUGUUGGCUAAUCACGUCGACCUACAAACCGUGAGUGCGGAAGCUCGCCGGUUGUUUCCCAAGAAAUCCGACGUCCUGAUCGGACCGCCAUCGGGCCGUUAUGUAGCGGACACCCACCGGCCUGUCCCGCGCUCUUAUUUGGGAGGUGGGUGUUUUGAUAACCCGUGCACGAAGAGCGGAGAGCUCGCGGGCCCAGCAGCAGCUAUGGCCUCGGCACCGGUCGAGUUGGACGGGGACGUAGACUGGAAGGCACGAUGCCUGACUCUGGAAGGUCAACUCAUCAGAUUCAAGUCCCAGGCCAGUCGGAUAAGGGAACUGCUGGCUGAAAAGAUGCAGGAGCUGGAACGGAGAGUGCAGGAGGCUGACGCCAAGGCAGAUAAAGCAGAGGAGCAGUUGCGAGUGAUGGAGCAGAAGCAGGUAACCCAGAACAUCGACGUGCGGCAGUCCACCAGCGCUCUGUUCGUGCGCAUCCAGGAGCUGGAGACAGCCUGCAGGGACAAGGAUGAUGUCAUCCUCAAGUUGGAGAUACAGCUGGAGGAGCAGAAGGAACUUCGUGCUCAGGAAGGAGAGAUGGUCGAAAAAAAGGCAGCUAAAAUCAAGGAAUGGGUUUACAACAAGCUGGGAGAGUUGGAAGAGGAGAACGAGCGACUGCGCCGCACCCACCAGCAGUCCAUGUAUGCCCUGGAGUCCCUACAAAAGAAGUUGCAAGAGAGCCAAACCAAGCCUGCAGUUGUACCUGCGCCGGGGUGCAGCUCCCCUGGACCGGCAGGCGUGAGUGGAGGUGUCCCCCAGGUGGCCCGACCCUCCAGCCCGUCUGUCCCACCUGCCCCGCACACCUCCAUGGUCCGAGACCACGAGCCUGACGGAGAGGCCACCAUCAACUUUUCAGAGCAGGACAGAGUAUUAGAGACAGACCUGGACAAGCCAGAGAACUUCAUUCUGAACGCAGUGGAUGAUUUUGAAGAGGAGAAAAUGGACCUGGAGAGUGAGUGUGCUCUGACACCUGUCUCAUCCAGACAUGAGGACAGUCUGAUCGAGGAGCAGAUGUACAAAAAGUUUGAACUGCAGAGGUUGGACUCUUCCUCAUCUUCCAGUGAAUCACAAGCUAAAAUAUCACCAGUGGAAAGGCCAUUAAGCCCAGUCCCCCCAGAAGCCCCACCCUCCACCCCUGAGAACUGUCCCCCCACCCCCCUCCCGGGAACCGCUAGCAUGACUUUGCCCAGGAUGAAGGAAAACCUUCACUCCUCUGCAAGGAGAAAGUUGUCACCAGAUAAGAGUCCUACUAAAAUCCCUGUUCGCAGUGUGAGCUGUUUCCCCUUGAGUCCUGCCAGACAGAAGUCAGAAAAGCAGGGCCGUAAGUCCAGUACAGAACACAAACUGUCAGAAAAGAUGGAAUUUUCAUUGUCAGCACCUGAAGGAAUUCAGAAGAAGGCUGACAGGUCAUCCCCCAGAGGGAGUCCGGAGAAGAAGAGAUGCGAAAGUUUUGCACCUCAGGGAUCGCAAAACAAGCCCCCAACUCCUCCACAGCACAGAUUCCCAUCAUGGGAAAACAGAAUAUAUGACCUGGCAAAGGGAGGGAUUCGGGUUUCGGAGAACCUGAACGGAAUGCACAGAUAUUCCAGUAUUCCAGUGUAUCACACGGCACAUGGCCUGUACACAGACCACAGCUUUAAGAGUCUGACAGUUCCAGUUUUUACCACAAUUAAAGGGAAAGCGUCUCAGAUCAGAAACACGCCGUUCACAGAUGAGUCCACGGAUUCCUCAGAAGAGGAGGGUGGGGUGACCCCGACGUCGUCCCAUGUCCCUGGGUUGGACCCUACAGGAGCACCCCCGGCCGGCCCGGGGUCUCCUGCCUCCCUGGCACUGAGGAAACAGGGCAGUCCCAGCAGCUCGGGUGCAGUCAAGAGAGCUGUCUCCAUGCAGUCCACGAGCUCGGACGACUACGCCAUCCCCCCAGAUGCCAUGUCCACUGACAGCGACCACUCAGAACCAGAGAACAAGCUGCUCAAGACGUGUGCUGCUUACACCACCGAGAACAUGAGAAGGGAAACAUUAGAGAAGUGUGGCUACCUGACCAAGCUGGGAGGCAGGUUGAAGUGCUGGAAGAGGAGAUGGUUCGUGCUGAGGAAUGGGGAACUGUCCUACUACAAGUCACCUGAACCAUGGACACACAAGCUUAAAUUCCUGCACAGGUCUAGACAAAGUGAUGUGCACAGGAAGCCUCAGGGAAGGAUAGAGCUGGACGGACUGUGCAAGAUUGCGAGAACAGAAGGGAAUUGCACAUUUGAGAUUGUGACGGAGAAGAAGACGUACUACCUCACAGCUUACUCCACCUCUGCUAUGGAGGAGUGGAUCAGAGUGCUGCAGAAUGUGCUGAGAAGAUAUGCGACCAGUCCACUGUUUGAGCAGGCCCAAGGCAGGCCCGUCAUCAAGGGAUGGGUCUCCAAGGUGAAGCACGGACACUCGAAGCGGUGCUGGUGCGUGCUGAAGGGGCGCAUGCUGUGCUACUUCAAGCACCAGGAGGACAAGGUUCCUCUUGGUGUGAUAAACAUGCGAGAUGCCAGAGUGGAGGAAAUCGACAGAUCGUUUGACUCUGAUGAGGAGUAUGAGACAAUGGAGAAGGGAGGGGCGACCACACACCACACAGUCUGUAUCACUGCCAAGGACCAGGGCCCAACCUACCUACUCAUCAACAACAAGCAGGAAAAGGACGGCUGGCUGUACCACCUGACUGUGGCUGCGGGCAGUGGGAUGGGGAACAUCGGCACAGAGUACGAGCAACUUAUUGGCAAACUCAUGGACGUGGAUGGGGACCCAGGCAGUGACAUCUGGAAGACCCAGACCCUGUGUUACAGCAAGGAGAGCAUCACCUCGGCCCUUACCACCUUACCGUCUGAAGCUUUGCAAACCGAGGCUGUCAAACUCUUCAAGUCAUGUCAACUCUUCAUCAGUGUUCCCCUGGACUCUCCGGCCAUCGACUACCACGUCACGCUGGCCCAGAAUGCACUGCAGGUGUGUCUGACCCACCCGGAGCUGCAGAACGAGAUUUACUGUCAGCUGAUCAAGCAGACCAGCAGACGACCUCAGUUCCCUCAACAGGCCGCCAUACAGAAGGGCUCCGGCUCUACUAGUGGUGAGAGCACACCUCCUCAUUCGUCCACUAGUCCCAGUCUUGCCACCAGAGGCCGGUCCUCGGACUCCUCCAAACACUCCUCCAGUCCACCCCCCCAUCGCCAGCACCCUAAACAGACGCUGCAGCAGGGGGGCACCAAGCUCCAGCACCCUGCCAAUGCAACCUUGCAGUGCUGGCAGCUGUUGUCGAUGUGCAUUCCCCUGUUCCUGCCCAAGCACAUGUUCCUCUGGUACCUCAGGGCACACCUCAGCCGCAACGCUGAUCCAAGGACUGAGGUAGGGAAGUAUGCAGUGUACUGUCAAAGAUCGCUGGAGAGGACAUUGAGAAAUGGUGGCAGAGAGGCCCGGCCCUCCCGUAUGGAGCUGCUGUCCAUCCUGCUGAGGAACCCCUACCACCACUCACUACCUGUCAGCAUCCCCGUACACUUCCUCAACGGCACAUAUCAGGUUGUAGGGUUCGAUGGCUCUACGACAAUAGAAGAGUUCUUGAGGACGUUGAAUACAGAGAUUGGCACCAGGGACUGCUCUCUGUCUGGGUUUGCCCUCUUCACUGACGACCCUUCAGGAAGGGAGAUAGAACACUGCCUGCAGGCAUCAGUUAAGCUAUGUGAUGUGAUAUCCAAGUGGGAACAGGCCCUGAGAGAGCAGCAGCCUGGCAAGUUUGAAACUACCAGGAUCGUCAGGCUGACGUACAAGAACAGACUAUACCUGAAGAGCAUGGUGAAGUCAGAGACAGAGAAGGAGCGGUUACUGCUAACAUACCAGGUGAACGAGGAGGUGGUGAAUGGAAGAUUUCCCCUCAACAAGGAGCUGGCACUGGAGAUGGCUGCUCUUAUGGCUCAGAUUGAGUUUGGUGACCACAGCAGCGGAGGGCAGUCCAGCCCAUCCCAGAAGUCUCAGAUGGACCAGGUGCUGGAGAGGUUCUACCCCAUGAGGUACAAGGAUGGAUCUGAUGAUCAGAUCAAGCAGCUGGGCCAGAAACUGUCCACCAAGUGGUCAGGGCUGAAGGCUCGAAGUCAAACAGACUGUGUGCGCAUCUAUCUGACAGUAGCCAGGAAGUGGCCCUUCUUUGGAGCAAAACUCUUCACUGGCAAGUUGAAGGGCAUUGAAGGCCAGGGUCUGGUGUGGCUUGCUGUACAAGAGGACAGCAUCAGCCUACUAGAGUACACAAGCAUGCGCCUGUUGGUAACCUACAACUACAAGUCUGUGGUGACAUUUGGUGGCUGUAAGCAGGACUUCAUGUUGGUGGUGCACCAGGCAGUGGACAGACCCAUGCAGCAGCAGCAGGAGAUAGGCACCGAGAAGUUCCUCUUCAACAUGUGCAAACCUAAGAUCCUGGAGAUCACCCUGUUGAUUGCCAGCUUCAUCAACACCAUUGUGCGGCAGCAGGGCCUGACCUGCAAUGGGAAGUCUGGUACACUCACCCGAACACCAACAUCACCACAGCAGAAGCCAAAGGUGUGGGACAUGGAGAGUAAGGAGUGGCCGCAGAUCAAAAACAAACAUGGUGUUGUUGGCACCUCUUUUUAUGUGUAGAGAGGGAAACCCUGCAGCCAGACGGACAAUACCAGUCAGGAAAGGUGGAUUAAGUCUAAUACAUUUAUCACAAGUUUCCUUCAAAACCUGUCAUUUUUGGCUCUGUCUGGAUCGCGCAAGAGAGUUUAAGUUGUAUAUGCAUAUCUCAGCAGUAUGUCUUUAAAAUCAGAGCAGUUAGACACCCUCAGACCUGGAUCGUUUAGAACCCACAGGUUCUGGAUACUUAUGUUUAUUAACCGUGCAUUGUUUAAUGUAAAAUUGUUGUUUUUGUUAUCCAAUUUCUUCACAAGUCUUCAACUCUGCCAGUAUUUGGAAGCAUCCUAUAAAAGAAAAAUGUAAGAAAGAGCUAAACUUUGUUAUCUAGACAUUCUAGUAGGAUGUCAGGAUCGUACAGUAUGAACUGUACUGGAAUGCACAAUAUAAGAUUAUCUAUGUUCAAUGUGUGUUUUCAGGUGUCAGCAGUACAUUACCCUGGUUAAACACACCAGGUGAUGAUACCUCAUCUCUAGUUGUGUGCAAAAUAUAAUUGGAGUUCUCAAUUUUUGGCCCUGGUAUGGGAUGCUACUGGUAUCACUUUCUUGUUGUAGCUUGAAAAACACUCGCAUGAAUAAGUACACCUUGAUGUAGUAUGCUGACAAAGUAUACCUGGUGGGAUUCAGAUGUUAGAAAAGGGUUAAGUCCUUACUUUAACCUCCUCCAUACUGAUUGUAAAGUUGAUGGAUGAAUGACCCUCAGCUGGGAGAGGGUUGAGACAUGAAGGGAGAUGACAUGGAUAUAGCAGUUCUUACUGUGACAGUAUUACCAAGGAUGUUAUAUACAAACUGAGAAUGUGAACCUCAAGAUUAUCUGAUACUUACAUAGAUCGUCAUCUUGUGUGACACCAUAAUGAGAAGUAGACAAUUACCUGUAACAGCUUUAUCUCCUCUGAUGAUCAUGCAUACAGUACGUUCUUGAGGCAAAGUGCAAUACAGCUCCUUGCAGGCAUGUACACAGUCCACUGAAGCAAGUGUUGUUAGAUUUUACUCAUUGCAUAUUGUAUAACAGCCUUUGUGUGGCUGGUGGUUUGUAGUACAUAGACUAUGUAAUAAGCAAAGAUGUGUAAAGUAUGUCAAAGGCAUAGACAUCUUCCAGGUUUUAUUGGUGUCUGGAAAAAGAGCAGUUACAAAUGUCAGAUACAGAGUCAAGCCUUCACACAGUUAAAGUCUGCAUCUAUUGGUCAUUGUAUCAUCAUCUAUUUAUGAUAGUCGUUUUGGUGUAGGUACAGAUCAGAAAUGCUUAAUAUGUUGACUGUUCGAGUAGACAGUCCAAACAUAUUCAGUUGUGGAAUGUUUAAAAGGAAUAUUUUAGCAUUUUUGUACAGAGGUUAUUAUGUGUUGCCAAGACAUUUUAUUUUGCAUAUUGAACUUUUUUCUUAUUGUAAAAUGUUGUAUUUCUGUUUUAAUAAUAAAAAAAGCUCAAUGUUGGAACUAAUUUAUGAAGAAUGCAUAUUUAACAUUCUUUUGGGAUUUAUCCAGUGCCUGGUUUGCAUGGAGCACUUUUAAAAAUAAUAAAUCAAUGCAUUGAAUGAACACUACA